Messenger RNA from Anguilla anguilla (European eel), 1666 nucleotides. RefSeq names its product zinc-binding protein A33-like. Gene Ontology annotation, molecular function: protein binding. Bases 1 to 636 code for a protein of 211 amino acids. The transcript has 2 exons. NCBI's taxonomy places the organism in Eukaryota, Metazoa, Chordata, Actinopteri, Anguilliformes, Anguillidae. The record is from RefSeq and is a predicted model, not a curated record.
AUGCAGAUGGUGGUGCAGUACAAGUAUUUGAAAUGUUUCUCUUUUCUCAGACUUUUGAAUAUCUUUCCUCUUGAAAUUUCAGCUCCUGUGUUUCUGGACCCCAAUACUGCAUGCCCCUGGCUUUCUCUCUCUGAUGAUCUGACCACUCUGAGAUUAGGUACAUACCAGAAAUAUCCUGACAACCCAGAGAGGUUGAGCUACCAUAUGAAUGUGCUGGGAUCUGAGGGGUUUAUCUCAGGAAAACACCACUGGGAGGUGAAGGUUGGGAAUAUAUCUAAGUGGGAUAUAGGAGUGGUGAAAGAGUCCAUCAAUAGGAAGGGACAGAUGACACUCAGCCCAGAGAGUGGAUUCUGGGUCUUAACGCUGAGGAAUGGUAAUAAGUACGUUGCAUCUGGAGCUGCUGGCCUCACACUGAAGAGGAAGCCCCAGAGCAUCAGAGUGCAGCUGGACUAUGACAGGGGUGAGGUGUCCUUCUUCGACUCCAGUGACAUGUCACUCAUUUACACUUUUAAAGACACAUUUACUGAGAGAGUGUUCCCAUUCUUCUCAUCCUAUGUGAACAAAGAUGGUAGGAACGAAGGAUCUCUGCAAAUAUGCCCAGUUAAAGUUUCCAUAACAGUGAUGUCAUCCCAGUGAGCAUUUUCUUUUCUUUCUUUUUUUUUGGAAGAAGAGGUGUAGGAAUUUUGGUUGUUUCUAAUCUGCUUCAGCAUGCCUGGUUAUUGACUUGAUCUGGGGCAGACUAGACAUGUGAACUGAUCAAAGGGUUGAUGGCCUACCAGAACCAAAUGGGAGGCACACGCACAGAGGCCUAUCGCAUUUGGUCAGUGUGAUUGGCCUCAGUAUGCAUGAAUGUUGAUUUAGGAUGGACCAGCUGGAGAUGUGGAAGUACAAAGGGGGGUGUUUUAAUAGCCUAUCAGAAGAGAGCAGGCAUGCAUACAGAUGUAACAAUAACCGUUUGGUUACCUUGUCGGUACAUUUUGUUCUGGUAGAGGAGUAUAAAGCUGGUGCUUGAACAGCACUCUGUUGUAAUUGACCAGCCUUGCUUUGACCUGUAUGUUUCCUGCAGUAACAGAGACUAUUUUUGUUCUUAAUAUAAAAUGUUAUUGAUCAAAACUUUGGAACUAUAAAUGUAACUUUACAAAGAACCACAUUUCUUCACACAGAUAGGGUACUAUAGGGGAAAUUCACUUAAUAAUUGUAAUCAUUUUUUCUUCAUUAUUAUUUUAUGAACUGAACAUGCAUUUGUUUUAAGUACAGGCAAGCAAUAUCUUUUUGGUUAUCCUUUGAUCUGAAUCAUUAGACAAACCUUAAUUUCAUAUGUUUAUGCAUAAAACAGAUGCACUCUUGUGGUUAAAUCAAAGGCAUGAUUGAUGUCAAUCAAAUACCGGAUUGAUGUCAUUCCUGUCUAGUUGGGUUUUUAAGGUUAUGUACAGACUUGAAAUGUCAGCAUCAUGAGCUCUUGUUAGUUUUAAUCCAUCAGUCUCCUGUGAUAUUUUCAGAUUUUACUUUGCAAUUCACCCUGUCAGCUCCAUGCUGCAGGAUUUACAUCUGAGCCAUCAGUAGCCUCACCUGCAAACCUGCUGUUGUUCUAAAACUCUUUUCAUCCCUUUUCCUUGAUUGAUAAUUAUCACAUGAGAAUUAUUACAAUAAUAAAGCAUAAUGAAAU